AUGUCGAAGGAAACGAAAGAAUCGCUGCCCAGCGAGCUCAGCGACCAGGCGGGAUCUGUCGAGGCCGUCGAGGUCAACGAGAAGGCCCUGCUCCGGAAGCUCGAUGCCAAGCUCCUCCCCGCCGUGGGAAUCUUGUAUCUGCUAUCGUUUCUGGACCGCAGCAAUGUCGGCAACGCACGCAUCGAGGGCAUGGUGGACGACCUGCACAUCACUGGCAACCAAUACCUCACGGGCCUGACAGUCUACUUUAUUGGCUAUGUGCUCUUUGAGAUUCCCUGCAACAUCAUCCUCAAGCGCACCAGCCCUCGACUAUGGCUGCCCACUCUGACCAUUGCUUGGGGAGUCGUCGCCACGCUGCUCGGCAUCGUGCAGAACCUUGCCGGGUUCCUCGUCGGGCGAUUCUUCCUCGGCGUCACCGAGAGCGGCCUGUUCCCUGGAGUGGUGUUUUACUUCUCCAUGUGGUACAAGCGACGUGAACGCCAGUACCGCAUUUCGCUCUUCUUCAGCGCAGCGUCGCUGGCCGGCGCUUUUGGUGGCAUCCUCGCCUAUGGCAUUGGCAAGAUGGCUGGCGUAGUCUGGGAGAAUGGAUGGCGCUGGAUCUUCAUUCUCGAAGGCAUAGCCACCGUGCUCGUGGCCGUUGCGGCCUACUGGUUCAUCGAAAACUAUCCCUCCACGGCCAAGUUCCUCACGACGCAGGAGCGGAGCUUCAUCCACAGUCGUCUUGCCGCCGACAGCGACGCCCUACACGACGAGACCUUCACCUGGAGUGCAGUCCUCGACGCUGCGCGAGACCCCUCGUGCUGGUUGUAUGGCCUCGGCUUCCACACCAUGAGUCUGCCACUCUACACGCUGUCUCUUUUCCUCCCCACCAUCAUCAAGAACCUCGGAUACACCGCUGCCGUGGCGCAGCUGCUCACCAUUCCUCCUUACGCACUCGCCUUCGUUACGACGUUGACAGUCGCCAUCUACUCGGAGAAGCUGCAUCGCCGCGCCGUCUUUAUCGCGGGCUCCGCCGCCGUCGCUGCCAUAGGCUACAUCAUCCUGCUUGCGAACACAAACCCGACAGCGCGACCAGGCGUAUCAUACCUGGGCACCUUCUUCGCCGCUGCGGGCAUUUAUCCCGCGACGGCGCUGGUACUUUCGUGGCCGGCAAUUAACGUCUCGGGUCAGACGAAGCGCGCGACGGCGAACGCGAUGCAGAUCAGCAUCGGCAACCUGGGUGCUGUCAUGGGCACGCAGCUGUACCGAGCCAACGACGGACCGCGGUUCGUGGUAGGACACUCGAUGGCGCUGGCAUACCUUAUCGGGAACAUUGUAUUGGUGUUUUUUCUGGCUCGUAGGCUGAAGCGGCAGAAUGAGCAGCGGGCAGCGAUCGCGGAGGAGGUGAAGCAUGUCGGCGAGGCGCCUGACUGGAAGGGCGAUGUUGACCCCAGAUGGCGGUUUGAGUAUUGA
Purpureocillium lilacinum is the source of this 1452-nucleotide messenger RNA. RefSeq lists its product as uncharacterized. Gene Ontology annotation, biological process: transmembrane transport. The record is from RefSeq and is a predicted model, not a curated record. Lineage: Eukaryota; Fungi; Ascomycota; Sordariomycetes; Hypocreales; Ophiocordycipitaceae. Gene Ontology annotation, molecular function: transmembrane transporter activity. Gene Ontology annotation, cellular component: membrane.